AUGGUAGAGCAACCAACAACACCUAUACGGAUGGAAGGAAAUAAGAGGAGAAAUACGACAACGCCUCCACCGUUGACGAAACAACAAUCUUUUACUAAAAGUAGAAUGUCAUUAGUUCCACCAAGUAAUAUCGGAAAUCGUACUGUUUCUAAUCCUAGUUCGCGUUUGAGCUCAUUUCAUAAGGAUAGUAUGAUGGAAUUGAAUCAGUUGCAGGAAGAAUUAUUCCAAAAGAAAGCAAAAUUAGAUUAUUUAAGAGAUGAGUUAAAUGAAAACCAAGGGAAAUACCAAGACUUGCAAAUGGAAUGGGAAAAACUAUAUAAAGAAAAGAACUUAAAACAACAACAAUUGCAAUUGAAAGAAAACGAGCUUGUUAAAUUAAAUGAAAAACUGAUUAAUAAACAAAAAUUUCUGAAUGAAGGACAUGAGCUGCAUUUACAACAACUGAAAGCUAAGAACACUGCUGAAAGAAAUAAAAUAUCUAACGACUAUAGGGUAAAGAUUGAAAAAUUAAAACAAGUAAAAAUUAAAAGAUUUGAGGAUCAAAGAAACGAAUUGCUAAAUAAAGUGGAAGAUUUUAAAAAUAAGAUAUUGACCAAUGAUGAAGCUUUACAAAAUAUGUUGGAUGAAGUCGAAGAAAGUAACAGAAAGAUAAAAGAGGAGUGGCUUCAGAAAUACCAUUCUGAAUGGAAGGAAAAUUUGGAACUUAAUGAAAAAAUCUCCAAGGAUAUUGAAACGUUAAAAAACCGAAUAUCAAUUAAGUUAGAACCCGAGGCAAACACCAAGAAAAUAAAAGUUGAACAAUUAAAAAAUAAUCUCCAAGCUUUGAAGUCCAUGUUGGAAACGAAACAGAGGGAAACUUCAACUUUAGAAGAACAAAUUGAGCAAAAGAAAUUGAAAACAACAGAAGUUGUGCAGAAGAGGCAGGAGCUAGAAGAAUAUAUUAAGAACACCGAACUAGAUUUAAGAGAAAUAAAUGAAAUUUUAAUUAAAGAAGAAACUAUGAGACGUAGUUUACAUAAUGAAUUACAGGAACUAAGAGGCAAAAUAAGAGUAUAUUGCAGAAUCCGUCCACCAUUGCCGAAUAUAGAAAGUAAAGAUACAGCACAUAUAAAAGUAGAAGAUUUUGAUGAUGAUAAUGGUAUUCAAUCAAUGGAAGUCAUGAAGGGCAUAGAAGUGAAUAAUAAUAAUGCAACACAAAUUCCUCAGAGAUUCAAAUUUGACAAGAUCUUCAAUCAAACUGACACCAAUGCUGACGUAUUCAAAGAAGUUGGGCAAUUGGUUCAAAGUUCUUUAGACGGUUAUAAUGUCUGCAUAUUUGCAUAUGGUCAGACAGGCUCAGGGAAAACGUAUACCAUGCUUCGACCUAAAGAUGGUAUAAUUCCCUCUACAAUAAAGCAUAUUUUCAAUUGGACAAAGAACUUGAAAGAAAGAGGGUGGCACUAUGAAAUUGACUGUCAGUUUGUUGAAAUUUACAAUGAAAACAUUAUAGAUUUAUUGAGAAGUUCAUCAAAUGACGAUACAAGGAAUAUUGAUUCCAAUAUUCCAACUAAGCAUGAAAUCAGGCACGAUCAAGAAAAUAGGAACACUACAAUUACCAAUAUAGUGACACGUAAUCUUGAUUCAGAAGAAACAGCUGAUAAUAUAUUAAAACGAGCAAACAAAUUGAGAUCAACUGCCAGCACUGGAUCCAAUGAGCACUCUUCCAGAUCCCAUAGUAUAUUUAUUAUUCACCUACGAGGUUCUAAUAGCUUAACAGGCGAGGAGUCGUAUGGUAUUUUAAACUUGGUUGAUUUGGCAGGUUCCGAAAGAAUAAAUUCCUCUCAAGUAACAGGAGAUCGGUUAAGAGAAACUCAAAAUAUAAACCGAUCUUUGAGUUGUCUUGGAGAUGUUAUUCAUGCCCUCGGUGGGCCUGACCAAGGGAAAAGGCAUAUUCCAUUUAGAAACUCUAAACUUACUUACCUUUUGCAGUAUUCCUUAACGGGGAAUUCAAAGACACUGAUGUUUGUUAAUAUAUCACCUAGCGCCAAUCAUAUCAAUGAAACAAUAAAUUCAUUAAGAUUUGCUUCUAAAGUUAAUUCCACAAAAAUGUCGCAUUAA
Molecule: messenger RNA, 2097 nt
Organism: Naumovozyma castellii
Lineage: Eukaryota; Fungi; Ascomycota; Saccharomycetes; Saccharomycetales; Saccharomycetaceae
Gene: KAR3
Product: Kar3p
Exons: 1
Coding region: 1-2097 (698 amino acids)
Source: RefSeq, a predicted model, not a curated record